AUGUCCUCCAUGAGCUCCCGCUUCAGCAAGUCUCUCUUCCGUCGCGACAAGAAGCAUCAGCAACACAAUCCUCCAGCCACGUCGGUGUCGGCCAACCCCCUCGUCAUCAACCCCUCCAACGGCACUUCUCCCACCUCGCCGCCCUCCCACCGCAGUUCCUCAUCCACCACCCUCUCCGUCACUCAGUCCAGCCAAGUCACUGGGCCUCCCAGCUUUCCUUCAGGGCGACCCACCAGUCCCAUGAUUCCCGGUCAACUGACCCAGCACCCCGCCCCGCUCAACCCCAGUACCACCAUGCAAUACGCCGGCCACCCACCGCAGCCGAUGAACCCGCCGCCGGGCUACAGCAUGCAGCCGCCUCAGCAACCGCUCGGGCACCUCCCCCCAGCGCUGGGCCAGCAGACCCAAUACCGCAACCCGGCCGUCGAGGUCGAGGCGGCAAAUCGCAACAAGGCACAGCUCAUCGUCGGAAUCGACUUUGGCACCACCUUUUCCGGUGUCGCAUUUGCCUUUGCCACCAACAACGAGGCUCGGGAGGAUAUCAUCACCGAGUGGCCGGGCGCAGGCACUCACACAAAACAAAAGAUUCCGACCGUCCUCUACUAUGACCAGUACCAGAAAGUGGUCGGCUGGGGCCCAGAUAUCGCCGAGGCGCUUGCGCCCACAGGAUAUCCCAAACCAGGCGUGCAAAAGGUGGAAUGGUUCAAGUUACAAUUGAUGCUCUCGGGCAACACCUAUAUCGACCCGAUCAACCUGCCACCCCUGCCACCCGGCAAGUCGGAAAUCGACGUCGCAGCAGAUUACCUGUUCAAGUUACGCCAGGCGAUUCGCGCACAGCUUCAGAAGACCCUCGGGGAGGUCUUCACGCGAGAGGAGCGAAACAUUCGAUAUUACCUGACCGUGCCGGCCAUCUGGAACGACGCGGGCAAAGCGGCGACCCGGACGGCGGCGAUCCAGGCGGGGUUCUUGCGCGAUGAAAAUGACAACCGAUUGACCCUGGUCUCGGAGCCGGAAGCGGCAGCGCUAUUUUGCGCCAAGACCGGAUUGCUCAAUCUCAAAGUGGGCGACGCCAUUUUGAUCGUGGAUUGCGGAGGUGGCACCGUCGAUCUCAUCGCCUACGAGGUGGAGGAAGAACAGCCGUUCAGCGUGGCCGAAUGCACGGCGGGAUCGGGCGAUUCGUGUGGUUCGACCGCGUUGAACCGCAACUUCAGCAACAUCUUGCGCGCCAAGAUCCGCAAAAUGAAGCUCCCGGACGGAUCCCGCACGGCGGGCAAGGUCUAUGCCAAAUGCAUUAUGGAUUUCGAGAAUCGUAUCAAGGCAGACUUCCGGAACAACGGUCAAAAGUGGGCGGUCGACGUGGGUAUCGAAGCCGAUUUCCCCGAUGCGGGCAUCGAGGAAGGGUACAUGACCUUUACCAACGAGGAGAUUCUCCAAUGUUUCGAGCCCGUGGUGAACCGCAUUCUCGAGCUCGUUCGCAACCAGAUCAUUGCCAUUCAAGCCCAAAACCGACUGCUUCAGAAUGUGUUGGUCGUGGGAGGAUUCGGUGCCUCUGAAUAUCUGUUCCAGCAAAUCAAACUGCACGUGCCGCCGCAGUAUCAGACCAAGGUUGUCCGUCCGAUGGACUCCGUCGCUGCCAUCGUCAAGGGUGCCGUGACUGCCGGUAUUACCGAACGGGUCAUCACGCACCGUGUGGCUCGUCGGCACUACCUGAUGGCCACGCUGCAGCCUUUCAAGGAAGGAUACCAUCCGGAGCAAUACCGGGUGCCGAGCCUUGAUGGCCGCGAUCGCUGCAAGUACACUCGGCAGAUCUUUGUCCAAAAAGGAGAGCGGGUGAAGAUCGGGGAGCCCGUCAAGGUGAGCUUCUUCCGUCAAGUGGCGCCCGGCGCGACACUCAUGUACGAGGAUGUGUUAUACGCCUGCGACGAAGAUGUCUGCCCUGAAUACACCAAAGAUCCCCGCAUCAAGGAGGUCGUCACCCUCACCUCGGAUCUGUCACGGAAGAACCUUGAAACCGACUUUGAGCGCAUGGACACUCCACAGGGUGUCUUCUACCGCGUAUACUUUGAUAUCUACCUGACUCUGGAUGGUAGUGAAUUCAGUGCCGAGUUGGUCUGUCAAAACGAAGUCAUGGGCCGCUGCCGGGCCAAAUUCCGUUAA
Molecule: messenger RNA, 2157 nt
Organism: Penicillium oxalicum
Lineage: Eukaryota; Fungi; Ascomycota; Eurotiomycetes; Eurotiales; Aspergillaceae
Product: Hsp70 family protein
Exons: 4
Coding region: 1-2157 (718 amino acids)
Molecular function (GO): ATP-dependent protein folding chaperone; ATP binding
Source: RefSeq, a predicted model, not a curated record